AUGAUAACCCCAACGCCCAGCUUUACAAUUGAUGAUCUUCUUCGAGGCCAUUCGAAUGAAAUUCAACGUAUUCUAAAACUAGAGGAAUCGUCAUCAGCUUCAAAUACCAGUUCAGACGAAAACUCCGAAAAACCAUCCUUAUCAGCGUUAUCCCUCCCUAUAUCCAAUGAAAUCGCUCCGAAUAUUGCUCCAGCUCUCUCGGAUCAACUCUGGCUAGCCGCCGCCGCAUUUCCAAUCGAGCACAGUCUUUUGUUGGCUCAAAGGAACGGAGUAUUUCCUGGUUUCUGGUCAACUGCAGAUCAGAUUCGAUUGUCAAACGCUUCGAAAGCAUACAGAAGAUUAAGUUCUCGACGAAAAGCACGGACCGUGUUCAGUGAUCAACAACUUCAAGGGCUGGAGAGACGAUUUGAAUCACAACGAUAUUUGAGUACACCAGAGAGAAUCGAAUUGGCGAAUGCAUUGAAUCUGAGUGAGACACAAGUGAAGACAUGGUUCCAGAACAGAAGGAUGAAGCAUAAAAAAGUAGUGAGGAAAGAUGAUAACAGUGUUGAUGAUGGGAAUGAUAAUGAGAGUGACUGA
This is a messenger RNA of Caenorhabditis briggsae, 579 nucleotides long. RefSeq names its product Protein CBR-TAB-1 (gene Cbr-tab-1). NCBI's taxonomy places the organism in Eukaryota, Metazoa, Nematoda, Chromadorea, Rhabditida, Rhabditidae. Gene Ontology annotation, molecular function: DNA-binding transcription factor activity, RNA polymerase II-specific; RNA polymerase II cis-regulatory region sequence-specific DNA binding. The coding region runs from base 1 to 579 and encodes 192 amino acids. The transcript has 4 exons. The record is from RefSeq and is a predicted model, not a curated record. Gene Ontology annotation, biological process: regulation of transcription by RNA polymerase II.